This is a messenger RNA of Dovyalis caffra, 1017 nucleotides long. The record is from the annotation of a GenBank genome assembly. NCBI's taxonomy places the organism in Eukaryota, Viridiplantae, Streptophyta, Magnoliopsida, Malpighiales, Salicaceae.
AUGGAUCGCUAUGAGAUUAUGAAGGAUAUUGGGUCUGGAAAUUUUGGGGUGGCCAAGCUGGUUAGAGAUAAAUGGACUAAAGAGUUCUUGGCUGUUAAGUUUAUUGAGAGAGGACAAAAGAUUGAUGAACAUGUGCAAAGGGAAAUUAUGAAUCAUAGGUCAUUGAAGCAUCCCAAUAUAGUUAGAUUUAAAGAGGUCCUGUUAACUCCUACCCAUUUAGCUAUUGUGAUGGAGUAUGCUGCAGGAGGAGAACUCUUUGAGAGGAUAUGCACUGCUGGGAAAUUUAGUGAAGAUGAGGCAAGGUUUUUCUUCCAGCAACUGAUAUCGGGAGUAAGUUACUGUCAUUCAAUGCAAAUCUGUCACAGAGAUCUUAAGCUUGAAAAUACACUCCUAGAUGGAAGCACAGCGCCCCGUGUCAAGAUAUGCGACUUCGGGUAUUCAAAGUCAGCUGUGUUGCAUUCACAGCCUAAAUCUACUGUAGGCACCCCAGCUUACAUUGCACCAGAAGUUCUAUCGAAAAAGGAAUAUGAUGGGAAGAUUGCAGAUGUAUGGUCCUGUGGGGUUACCCUAUAUGUAAUGCUGGUUGGGGCUUACCCCUUUGAAGAUCCUGAUGAUCCAAAAAACUUCAGAAAGACAAUUGGGAGGAUACUCAGUGUUCACUAUUCAAUUCCGGAUUAUGUUCGUGUUUCUAUAGGAUGCAAGCAUCUUUUAUCUCGAAUAUUUGUGGCUAACCCCGAAAAGAGAAUUACUAUUCCAGAAGUAAAAAAUCAUCCAUGGUUCUUAAAGAACUUGCCUAUAGAACUGAUGGAAGGAGGAAGCUGGCAAAGCAAUGAUGUCAACAACCCGUCCCAAAGCAUUGAAGAAGUCCUGUCUAUAAUACAGGAGGCAAGAAAACCUAUCUUCCUGUCAAAGGCUGAAGAGAAUUUGCUUGGAGGCAGCAUGGAUCUUGAUGACUUAGAUGCUGACGCAGAACUUGAAGAUAUCGAGACAAGCGGGGAUUUCGUGUGCCCAUUAUGA